Messenger RNA from Chilo suppressalis (striped riceborer), 10553 nucleotides. Lineage: Eukaryota; Metazoa; Arthropoda; Insecta; Lepidoptera; Crambidae. The record is from the annotation of a GenBank genome assembly.
GGCUUAUAAUGGCUUCAAGCCACUGUGAAAAUACUUAUUACAAAUAAACACAUUACGCAUUUAAAUUAUACUAUGUAAAAUAUUACGAUAUUGCGACCACAUUGCUUAAUUAGUGCUUUGUUAUUUUUUUAAGAGUAAGAUUUGUAUUUGACAUCAAUCGAGUUGUCAAUUGGCAAGAUGAAACGUGAAUUGAAAUUUUUAUUUGAUAAAACUUUUAAAAACAGCCUGCUUGAUGAACUUUUAUGGCGGUUAUUAACCUAUAUUUGCUCUGCUCCACGCCGUUCUUCCAACUAUGUAUAUUGUAUAUGUAAUAUCAGUGCGUUAAUAUUAACGGAGCUCCGCACAGAUCAUCUUCGCGCAGUUUCAAUAGAAACACUUGCCUAUUUAGAUGUCUCCGCAAAGCUAGCUCUGGUCCUGUGGAAACGCACCCUAAGGGGAAGGGAAGGAAAGAAGCAAGUGCAGAAGGAUUUCGCUUUGAAAUAUUGGGUCCAUCAAGUUUUGUAUAAAAUGUCCAUGGAGAUUAUCUAGUCCAAUGAACAAGAUAACGAACAAAAGUUCAUCGGUUGCUAAGUAACGAGAGUUGUUUUGUCAUUCAACAAAAACUCAAAAAAUGUUGAUGAUUUUUUUAUUGUGAAGCAAAGAUUUGAAUCGUUAUGAAGCACUUUAUUUAAAUACAUGACUUUGUUUAAUUGGUAUAUUGUUGUGAGGAAACGUGUGAACAGUGGAAAAAUAUACCUAUAAUAACUAGAUGGGCCCUAAAUUAUGGCGGACCCACAACAUUUAUCCUUAGAGGGAGAAGAGGCAGAAGAAGAAGUCGCCCCUGAACCGAUUCCAGAAGAAGCCGAAGAAGAGCAAGGUGAAGAAGAAUCUAUUCUCACGGAAUAUGAUUCCGAUGAUUUCGUAUCUGGAGCUGUUAACAGUUUGGAUUCUACAAUACCACUGGAUUUAUUUGAGUUUGAAUAUUCGUAUGGGUACAAUUGUCACAAGUAUUUCAACCUAUGCGCUUGCGACGAGUCGGUAGUAUGCUGGGCUGCUGGCAGUAUCAUAACUUUCAUGGAUGUCAACACUAAACAAAAUUGGUUCAGAAGAAGUACCACUGGCGGCUCCAUUGGACAUAUUACCUCUCAUAGGAAAGAUCCAAACUAUCGCAUAGCAAUUGCUGAAGGUAGAGAAGGCGAACGAGACCCUUUGAUUCUGCUCUAUACUUGGCCACAAAUGGAAAUUGAUGCUGUACUGCGGGAUGGCACAAGUAAUGCUUACUCCAUUCUUGAUUUCAGCCCCGACGGAGAGCUUCUCGCUUCUGUUGGCAAAGACCCUGAUUAUAAUCUCACCAUUUGGAACUGGAAACGGCAUAAAAUUUUACUGCGUACCAGUGCCUUCACAUUUGAUGUCAAUGCAGUUAUGUUCUCACCAUACUGUCCGGGCCAACUUACCACAGCAGGGGCAGCUCAUAUAAAGUUUUGGAAAAUGGCAGAAACGUUCACUGGUCUCAAAUUGAAAGGAGAACUCGGUAGAUUCGGCAAAACAGAAAUUUGCGAUGUCCUCGGAGUCUAUCCAAUGCCCGAUGAAAAGGUGCUGUCUGGAUGUGACUGGGGUAAUAUAUUAGUUUGGGAAGCAGGACUAGUAAAAUUAGAAGUAACUCAACGGGGAAGAAAAUCGUGCCAUAAAGCACCCAUUAUCCAGUUCAUGUUAAGUCCUGCUGGUGACGAAGUAACAACAAUAGCACGUGAUGGCUGCAUCCGAGCUUGGUAUUGGGAUACAGUUGAUCAAGCAGACCCUCCUGAAGAAGACCCAUACGUUGAACUCAAUCCUGUUGCUGAAACAUGUGUACCGGACUGUCAAAUUAUUUGUCUCAAACACCGAAAGGACGUGUUUUGGUAUGCUCAGGAUGGGAAUGGCGGUCUUUGGAACGUAGAACUCGACAUCGACAAAAUAGAAUGUGACCAUCGUAAGCUUUUCACGUGCCAUGCAGGUGGCGUCGUUGCUAUGGCUGCUCUGCGCAACCAUCCUAUUUUAGUAACAGCUGGUGAAGACGGAGCUUUACUGGCUUACAACACUGAAAGUCACGUAUUGUUAUCUCGACAUCAAUUUCCAACAAAAAUUACAUGUCUUUUAUACCCUCCCGUUGAUGUAGAUGAAACCAGUCGCAUUUUACUGGUGGGUUUCAAGGAUGGCAUUAUGCGAACGCUUCUUCUCCACCCAGAACGUUUACAAACGCAAUCUCAAAUGAUCGACGUGCGUAUACACUCUGCUCUCACUAUACAUAGUGAAGAUUCUGACAACGCCGACGUCGUUGACUUAAUAUCGUUGUUGAAACCACACUCAAAGGCUUUGGUUCAAAUUACCAUUAACGAACAGCGCACUCUUCUUGUAACUUGUGGUCAGGACAGCACACUAUUCAUGUAUCGUCUAGAAAAAGGAACGCCAUUUGUGCUACACCGUCUAGGAUUCAUCGAAACUCCGAACAACAUCGUUUUUAUGACAUGGAAACCAAAAGAGGAACGCGUGCUCUUACUUUGUGGACAAGUUGGCCUUCUGAUGGAAACUGUAUUACCAGAUGUUCCAUUCCGUAAAUACACUGAAAUAACAACGUUCAAACUUGAUUUUGUAUCUUAUAAAGAAACUCUAGUCAAGAAAAACUUUAUGCGUCAUCGUCCUUUUCCAACUGAAGAGGAUCUAGCUAGUAUUGACGAAGAAGCCCUAAAAGCAAAGGAGGAAGCAGAAAAGGAAAAAAAAGAUGACGAGGAAGAAGAAGACUGGCUUGGAGAAAUUCAACUAAUGGAGAGCGAAAGUAUGCUUGGAACAACAUUAACUUGGGCUCACUACUGCGAAGAAGGUAUUUGGGUAGUACAAAAAGGAACCGGUGCUCUAUUACUGGUUAAGCCUGGAGAAAACAAGAUCCUCAAAUACGGUCCUAUACCCGGGGCAUGGUGCGAUGAUUUGACUGCUUUGAAGUUCAUAUGUGAUAAUCGCUACCUUAUAAUAGCGACAAACACGGGCUACAUACGUGUAGUCCGGAUGCCGUCUGAGCAGGAAGAUAAUCCGGAGUAUCAUUACACGACUUGGUUAAUGGCGCAGCAGAAAUUACUGAAGAAGUUGCAAGGACGACGUUUAGCGAAGGAGGAGCCUCAACCAACACCUCGCAUAGAUUUCCAAGACAAUUAUUAUUUGCCAAUGCACGACCGGUACACAGGGAUUGUAACCUGCUUGGAAUUCAGCUCUAACGGAAAGUACUUCUACACUUGUGGUGCUGAUGGAAACAUUUUCUCUUACGCUAUCAACUUCGAAGAACCUCUAUUGAUUUCGCCAUCUCUCCCACCGGUCACUGCAUUACCCAAAGUGGAAAAAGUUAAGGAAGUUAGUACUCUGGACGAGGAGUUGAUGUCACACGAACAGCUAAAACAAAAAGAGGAGUACGAUAAGAUGAUGGCUAUAGCCAACGCCCAUAAGAAGCGUGUGCGCGAUCAACUAGCAGAACUUACCACUGAAUAUAACAAGCUUAUCAAAGCGAACCGCAAUCUGCCAGUAUCCCAACAAAUCAAUGUGACUUUAGAUCAUAGACCACUCGCAGUUCAAGAAGCUGAAUUGGACGAAGCCAAAGCUUUAACAAAAAGGAAAUUAGCGCACCAACUAGAAGCAUCGGAUUUAGCUUUUCACAAAAUGUACUCCAGAAACAUUAUUCAAUUGGACGUCUUUCCAUUCACUUUAAAAGCCAUCAGAGAUCCGGAGGUAAUGAUAAGGCCUCUGCGCCAGAAGAACCUCUCCAAAGACUUCUUUGAUCAACUCGAAGAAGUCCAUGAGAAAAUGGCAGAAGCAGCCCUACGAGGAAGACGAGCGGAAUCCACAACCCGUCGGACAGCAUUGCGCAAAACGUCAUUCGGUCCACCGCGUGUAGCUUCUUUCCUGCUGGGUCUUCCCCCUAAUCCACCACACCCCCUAAAGAAAGCAUUAAGGAACUACCACCAACGUCUUAACAGACACCAUCAACAAUUCAUCGAGUGGCAAGAGCAUCUGUCCUUGAAACCUGAUCCCAACGCAAUGCCUCCCGGUGCAGUUGAAGCCCUGAAGGAAGCGGAAGCAACGAUUGGCAACCGGCUUCUGAAAACACAGCCUGAUUAUGUAGCACCUCCAGGCCAUAACACGCAAUUGCGUGUCUGUCUUGCUAGAAAAGAGAUUUAUGAUAAUAAAAGAUUAUUCAACGUGAAAGUGCUUGAGCUUCGUGAUCAUAAAGUACGUUUGGUAGACCAAAUGAAAAAAAUUGGCGAACGAUUGAAUGAGAUUCGCUGCGAAAUACCGCCAAAAAUGGCUAAGACACCACCGGCGAUACCACAUAUCGAUGACGAUCUGGAGUUCCCAGAAAGGAAUCUGGAAGUUAAACCGGAAAAAGUACAAUUGCCACUAAGAGGACCAACGUCAAAAAGGUUAUCAGCAGCAGAUCCUAGGAAAGCCCCACUUUACCCUCAGCCCAGAAUAAGACAACCCAAAGUACCAAGAUUUGUUCCUCUAGCCGAAUCGCGACCACUUGCCGCUACCUGGGAAAUUUUGAAACAUAGACAAGACCAGGAAUCGACACCCAUGGAGAUAGAAAUAAGAGAAAGACGUAUUGAAAGACAUUUGUAUGAGCAGAACAUAUUAAUUGGUGAUGCUGAAAUAGCUGUUCAAAAAUUCGAUUCACGUUUAAAACAAUUGCAACGAGAACGCAUACGCGUACAAGAAAAGAAUUUAUUAUUAGAACUUCAUCUCUACCAAUUGCAUAGAGAAAUGAACGUCUUGAAUCGAUUUGAAGCUCAUGAAGAUAGACUGGCUGAACGAGUAUAUGCAAAACUAAUGCAAGUGCGUAGCGUUCAAGAACAAAUCACUGAUUGUGAACACCGCAUCGAGGAGCACCGUGGUGAAAAGGAUACCCUUGAUCUCUCCUGCCAAGAGCUACAGCGCCAAUUUAAAAAACUUGUACAAGACAAUAAGUUUGCUGAUUUCCUGCGUCGCAUAUUCAAAAAGAAAUACCGCCCACCACGAGAACACCACGAUGAUGAAUCUUCGGAAGAAGAAUCGUCAUCUUCAUCCAGCGAAGAAGAGGAAGAAGGAAGCAUUGACAGUCGGGACAUUGGACCCAUUCGGCUGGACCCAAAUGUUUGUCCGGAAACCUGUGACCCAGAAAUUUAUAAUAAAACUUACGAACUGAGAAAUACAAGACACCAUCAUGAACAGCAAAUGCUUGAACAAGAUCGUCUGGUGGAACUAUUAAAGAAAGACAUCGACGCCCAUAAUAAGGUUAAGCGCAAACUUUCUGUACAAUUAGAGCAGAGGAAGAACGAACUGAGAGAAUUUAUGAUGGAAAAACAAAGCUGUAUGAAUGGCGUGACACAAGUGGUAGUUCUGCGCUAUGAUCAAAUUCGAGCAUCCGCCAUACGUGGAUGCACUGGCCCUGACGGGCUGUCUAAAACUGUUGUGUUUCCCGAGCAAAUGCUUGCUCGAUUGCGUCGACGUGUGCUUGAGUUGCAAGAUGAAAUCAAACAGCAAAAGCAGAGGCAAAAAGUCAAUCGAACACACUUGUUUCGCAUGAACGUCGACCUGCGCGCUAUGGAAGCUGAAGUGCAAAAGUUACGCGCAAAGAUGCGCGAUGUGCUGACUCGCAAGCUGGGCCGUCCGCGCCGCGUGGAUCGCACGCUCGACGACUUGCUGAGGCAAAUGGCUCGCCGACACAAGUUCUCCACAACAUUGGGCACGCUACCGCAAAUAAUGAUACAACUACGCGAGUGGAGGGAACGUCACAGUGAAUUGGAGAAGAAAUAUUUAAAAUCACUUUCACAUUACUCCGAGAGACUCCGUCUUGCUUCUGCUUUACAGAGCGAUGUAUUACCACUAAAGCGGCAAAAAGAUGUUAUAUUUAACGUAGGCGGGUACGAACCAGAGCAGUAUCAACGAGACGUGGUUCGCUUGAGAAUCGUACGAGCCCAACAAUUACAACAAAUAAAGCAACUUCGUGAGGAAAUCCAAGCACUCCGAUUGAAACCACUAUCACACAAGGUCCAACCAGUAGCAGUCACGCCACCAGAAUCCGUUCGCUCAGACAUCUAUUUGUUCAUGGUCCCACGUUCCAUGCCUAUCAAGAAGAAAUAUUUUCCAAUAACUCCACUUGGUUCGCACGUAAAUCUGAUCUACGAUGUGAACAUACAGAAGCUGCUGUUUGACUGCCUCGACUCGAUGCAUGUGUCAAGAGACGAGGCUGAUGAGCUGCUACAAGAGCUCACUUUACAGCUUCCAGACGUCAUCUCAGGGUCUAAGUCCCGCUUUGAAGUAGUGGACGCUUUGGUACGCAAGUGGCUGUUGAGGUACGGUGGUGACCCCAGCAAGUACAAGAAGCAGACGCGUGCCUUCGAUGCCUUGGCCGCACUCGCCGAUCGCAUCAUCCGGCAACAUGUAGAAACAAUGGAAGGUCCGAUAGACGAAGCUAAACACGUAAUGGAAUCUUUGGAAACAGCACUAAAGGAUGUAGCCGAUACAAAACAACCACUACACGAUCGACUGGGGCCUGCCUUGGCUGCCCUCUUUCAUUCGGCAAAUAUGGUGGAUCUAGAAACCAAGGAGACAAUGACUUCUCUCGUCAAUUCUUUAGUUGAUGAUGAACAUCCAGUAACCAUUGAAUCUAUCGACCGCAUUCAAGUAAACGAUAUAAUAAAUGACAUCAAAGAUUGCGGUGUCGAUGCACCCGAUGAAGAAUUGAACCACAUGGUCCGAUUAACUAUAGACUGUCUGCGUGCACAACUUGUAGCUCCAGAGGAAGCGAGACAAAUAGAAGAUGAGGUUCUACGGGCUAUGUCUAUCGAUAUGACGCCUGUUACUGCAAGCCGUACAUCACGUUGUAUUCACGGUGAUGACCAUGCUACGGACAUUCACGAUAAAGAGGAUCAUGAUGGUGAACAUGACCUGAUUUACCAUGAUGUAGAUGUCGCUAAUGAGGAUAUUGACAAUGAGCGCGACAUAAGUGACGAUGACUAUGAUGAACACGGGCAAGAUGAACGAAUUCAGUAGUAAUAACCGUGGAGCCAAAUAGAUCAGGUUUUAAAAAUACAUUUAUUAUCUUAAGUAGAUUAUAAACUAUGGUAUAUAAAAGUAUACCCUAUUAUAUUCACGUGUUUCAUUUUAGAUCAAACUUCAAAUUGUGAAAAUACUGAUUGAUGCUCAUUUUUUUAUCAUAUAGUUCUAAAUUUCUUUCCUCGGUUGCUUAAAAAAUUCAAAAGAUUUUCAAAGUAAAAUUAGGGCGAUUCCAUUGUCACGGGUGCAACAUUUAGACGCAUAAAAAGCUUUUUUCUUACUUGCUUUUCAACACAUUUGCUGAAAAGGAACCAAGGAAAAUCGAAAAAUACCUUUUGAUUUAAUCAACACUGAACUGUAAGAUGCGACGAGGCACGGCAACAGAAAAUGUAGGUAGAUGAAAGUGAGUUUAAAGUAAUCUAAUAAUUCUUCAUCAUUAUCGGCUUAUUAAUGCCCUCACUGCAGGAGCACUAAUGUGAAGUAUCACCACUUGGGCCCUGGAAGUACAGUUUAGCUAGAGGAUUCAAUCCCGGUCAUAUUUUAGUCCCGUAAUUUUCGGGAUUGAAUAUAAUGAGUCACGGGAUUUUCGGGAUUGAUAUAUUUUUAUAUAAGUCAAUAAAAAUGUGCGUGAAACGAAACGUGCUUACUUUCAUUUGACGUUUUGACGGCCAUCACGUUUACACAGCUGACUUCAUUUAUUUUUGUCAACGACUGGUACCGGAUUAUGUGUGAAAGAGUGUAAAAAUUCCGCUUCACGUCGUAGAAGUAAACAAAGCCAUUAUCCAAAGAAAGUUUUGAUGUCAAGCAUAAAAAAGAUCAAGAUGUUUCGUCAGUGUGGAGUCAUUUUUUAGGCGAUAAAGCGGGUAGCUCAGCACAAUGCAAACGUUGCUUAGCUAUUUAACAUUCCGUGAAAGUAGAUUCUGCUAAGGCAUCUUCCUCAACGGGUCAAAAUAAUGAAGUGUUUAUACCACCUAUAGUAUUUUUUACAGUAUAUCUAAACAAGUCUUAAAAAGUCGAUUUUUUUAAGUUUGUUGUAAAAUAAAAAAAAUUGUGUGUGUCAGCUCCGACGCACGACUGGAGUUUACUCCUUAAGUUCGAUAGUCUAACCAGACGCAAAAAGAGUUUAUUUAACUUAAAAAAGAUUGAUACUGUAUGAAAGGGUAAAUUAACAAAUUAAUGAAAAUAAUAUACAUAUAUAAAUAUAUAUUUAUUCAUUUCAUAUACAUUGAUUAUAACUAAUCGACGAAAUAUUUUACAUUAAACUUUUUACAAUAGUCAAUUUCAGAUGUGCAUAAAUAUAUCAGUAGGAAUGUUGAUAAAUUAUGUAAUUAUUAUUAUCAGACUAUUAUCAUUUUUUUAAAUCUUAAUUAAAUCAACAUUGUCUGCAUUAUUAAUUACAGUGACAAGUGGUUUAUGGUAACUAAAAUAAGACACAUGGACGUUCGUAGAUACGUGGUUCAGGAAUCUUGAAAAUACCGCAUCAAUGGUUGUACCAUACCUCGUUGUCCCCAUUGCUCUAUCAGAAACAAUAUCUCUAUUCAGUUCAGAUUUUAAAAAAAUUAUUAAUGUCAAUCCGUCAUCUUUGUUUGUCAAAGUUGCGCGACAUAGGAUGCGCACCAAAAACGUAACGAGGUCAUUCAUCGAUAGAUUUUACUCCUCAAAUUUUUCUCAUACCGGGCCCCUUAUAUAGGGUGAAAUUGAAUGUUUCUAUGAAACUUCGUGAGAUUGUUGGGUUAUGUGUAUAGAGUAUGCCUGUUUUUUUUCGGAUUUUUUUGAAGUAUAUUUUUUUCAUGUAUUUAUUUAUAAUUUGUGUAUUUUUAUGUCCUUUCCUCCUUUUGAGUAGUUAUUCAUUUUAAACAAACAAACUUACAUAUCCAGUGAAAAACAACUAAUAAAUAAGCACUUCUAAAAAACCGAAAAACAUUAAAAUUCCACCGCGGGUCAACGACCGACCGCGCCCGCCAGCCGUUGAGUGAAUAGGUACCUAGCUCUACACAGAGCUCAGCUGACUCGUUUGAUUCCACACAAUACAAUAAAAUCGGCUUAGAUGCCUUUAUUGAAAUUGAAAUAAUAAGCACAAAUGUCAUCUUCUCUUAAGCAGAGAAAAACUUUAAAAGUUAAUAAUAAUUUUGUCACGAUUGGAAAUAGGCAAAUGUUAAACAAAAAGAAAUACUUAUUGCAGUUCAAUACUUGGGUCAGAAUGAAAUUUAUAACCAGGUAUUCAAAAGUACUUACGAGACCGGCGAUGUAGGUAGGUACAACGAGGAACGAGGAACAUAUUCAUUUUUUUCACUAGACCUUUUUAUCAAAUCAAUCACACUGGUAGUACACAAUUAGUUGUUUCUAAUCAAAAAGUAUUUACACUAGCAAUAAAAAGAGACUUAAAUUAUUAUCUGCAAAAUUGUUGCUCUAAACCACAAUUUUGCUGCAAACAAAGGUAGGCAUGUUUGCGGACGUGUCUUUUCACCUUUUUUAAAGUGUCCCUAUCACUACUGACUGCACAAAAUGCAACUUCUAUGGUUUGGGGACUCAUUCGUAAACCAAACCUACUUCGUCACACUCGCGAUAGCAGUACACCAUCUCUAAAUAUUCUUGGUUCGUAUACCGAGGCAUAAUGAAAUUAUCACAGUGUAUGUCACUAAGUCAAAAGAUGCGCACGCUCACGCACGAUUGAUAUACUUGCGACUGCGUUUUGCAUGCAAUCAAAGCAAACCACCGCGUGCGAGGAAGAGGGGAGGUGGGCGGAAUUCACAUCAUCAAAGACGCCGCAACCGGCGCUAGUUGCCAGCGUGCGGCGCGCCGCUCGCCCGUGCUUGCCGAAAAACAACAUAUUAUUAUGUGUGUGUGUGUGACUGUGGCUAUGAUUAAACGUUUUGGGAAUUUCAAAAUCAGACACGAAGAGUUCCUUCCUUCACUAAGCUCGUAAGUUAUACCGAUUUGCUCUGUAUGAUUUUUCACAAUUUUAAAUAAGCCGUUUGUGCUUAAGUUUAAUUAAACGAGGCAACUAACAUUAACAAUAAAAAAGAAGUUCUUACACUAACUAACAGACAGGCUUUACCGAUUUAAAACCGUGACAGUCAUAUUAACUUUAUAGGAUUUUUAAUUGCUCUAACAGAAGAUUUAUUUUAUUGAUUAAUUACCUGUGCUUUAUGAAAUAAUAUUCAAAGGUAUUGUGUAUCAGUGAAUAAAUAAUUAUAAUAAAGCAUCUAAGACUAUUUUAUUGUAAUGUUUUUAAAUAGUGUGGAUCAAAGCGGAGAGUAGGUAAGCGCCGAGUCAUCUGUGCGUGUAAUAGGUACCUACACAGGCGGCCGCCGCGCCGGUCGUCGCCCCGACCGGCGCUGAUCUCGACUGGAGGCAUAAUGAAGGCAUUCAUUAAGUUUCCGUUUUUUUAGUAGUGCUUAUUUUAAGUUGCUUUAUAACUUCUAUGUAGACAUGUUUAAAAUGAAUAAUUACUCAUAAGGAAGAAAUGACAAAAAAAUAACCAAAUAUAAAAUUAAAAAUCGAAAAAUUUUAUUUUA